Cryptococcus deneoformans JEC21 is the source of this 435-nucleotide messenger RNA. RefSeq lists its product as hypothetical. NCBI's taxonomy places the organism in Eukaryota, Fungi, Basidiomycota, Tremellomycetes, Tremellales, Cryptococcaceae. The record is from RefSeq and is a predicted model, not a curated record. The coding region runs from base 95 to 289 and encodes 64 amino acids. The transcript has 4 exons.
ACUCAUUCCAUUUUACUUUGCACAAAUCCCACUUGUUUGUAAGCUCACUGUCUCUCACUUUUCUUUAUAUCCUAUACCUCAUCCCAUUUUCAUCAUGGCCAUCUCCAUCGCAGACAUCGCUCAGCGAACAAUUGUCCUCACUUCCAUCGGUCUCACAAUAUAUGGAGGAGUCCUUACAGCACACGGUAUUGGAUACCGAGCUUUAAGAGCACGAGGGUACUUUGGAGGACCUCCCGAGCCCUCAAAGCCUUUGGAAGCCCAAAGUCCUGUACCAACACAACCAUCAUAGGCGUUUUCCAACCACUAGGCGUUUGGUCUCAUAUGCACUUCUCCUCCUCUCCAUUAGCUGGCCAUCCUUCUCUGCCCCCAAUUGAUUGCCUUUUCGAAAGGCAGAGCUCAAAGUUGACUUUGAGAUGUUUGCUGCAGAAUAAUCAC